ACAAAAUUAGAGCUAACAAAGAGCUCGAAAACCUGAAACAUCACAAAAUGAAGUGUGAAAGUAAUCUCACAGAGACUCUCUCUAAGAUGAAAUCAUGCAGCACGGUGCAGCCGACCUGUCCAGUACCUAAAGUAAUAAAUGAUCCUUGUUAUAAAUGUGAAGAAGGCUGGGAGCUACAUGGAGGAAAGUGCUAUUACUUCUCCAUCAGUAAAUCAUCCUGGAACAAGAGCAGAGAUGAGUGCAGAGCUAAAGGAGGAGACCUGGUUAAGAUAGACAGCAGAGAGGAGCAGACAUUCUUGCAUAGAAGACUGACAGAUGUAAUGACUGAAGCUGAGGACAAGUUCUGGAUCGGACUGACAGACUCAGCAGUAGAGGGCAGAUGGGUGUGGGUGGACGGAUCACCACUGGAUCAAAGUUUGCAGUUUUGGAGUGGCAAAGAGCCAGACAAUUGGAAAGGGCACAAUGGUGAACAUCCUGAUGGAGAAGACUGUGCGAGGAUGGGAGACAAAGGUGGAGCUUAUGCUCUGGAGUGGUGGUUUGAUGCAUAUUGCUCAGAUCCUCACAGAAGUAUUUGUGAGAAAGCAGGAGUAAAAGGACAGUUUAAAAAAGUAUGUGUCUGAAAUUCACUUAUGAAACACCAGAAUGAAGUGAUGUAAUUUUUUACUAAUGAUGUCACAAAAGGAAA
Pelmatolapia mariae (spotted tilapia) is the source of this 685-nucleotide messenger RNA. RefSeq names its product hepatic lectin-like. Bases 48 to 620 code for a protein of 190 amino acids. NCBI's taxonomy places the organism in Eukaryota, Metazoa, Chordata, Actinopteri, Cichliformes, Cichlidae. The record is from RefSeq and is a predicted model, not a curated record. The transcript is spliced from 5 exons.